AUGUUGAAGGAGGAUCCAUCAAAGAGGAAGACCAGGCGCCACAGACCCUCUGGUGUCUCCUUUUCCUCUUUGAAACAGACCCUUCCCUGUAAAAAGGAAGAGGAAGACUCACUGACGCCCCAAAUUAAAGAGGAAGAGGAGGAACACAGUCAGCCUAAAUGGUUGGAGGAGUUCCCAGUGACUGGUGUCCCUGUGAAGAGUGAAGAUGAUGAGGUCAAAGGUGAAAGUGAGGAGAAGAGCAGCAGCUCAACACAACACAUGACAACAGAAGCUGAUGGAGACCACUGUGGAGGAUCACAAGCAGACAAGCUCUUAGCUCCACUAUCAGAUAGUGAGGACACAACGUCACACUCUCCUGACACUGAUGAUGAAGACUCUAAAGAUGAUAAGACAAACACUCACUUCAAAUGUUCUCACUGUGACAAAACCUUUAAAUACCAUUGUCAUCUGAAAAGACACAUGAGUACACACACUGGAGAAAAACCUUUUACCUGUUCAAUCUGUAGUAAAGGUUUUGUAGAAGGUCGGAAUUUGAAAGUACACAUGAGAAUACAUACUGGUGAAAAACCUUUUAUCUGUUCAAUCUGUGGUAAAGGUUUCAUACAAAGUCACAAAUUGAAAGUACACAUGAGAAUACACACUGGUGAAAAACCUUUUUCUUGUUCAAUCUGUGGUAAAGGUUUUGUAGAAAAGUCUGGUUUGAAAAUACACAGAACAACACACACAGGAGAAAAAUCAUUUAUUUGUUCAAUCUGUAGUAAAGGUUUUGUUCUAAGAAACUAUUUGAAAGUGCACAUGAGAACACACACUGGUGAAAAACCGUUUUCCUGUUCAAUCUGUGGUAAAGGUUUUGUAGAAAGUUGCAAAUUGAAAGUGCACAUGAGAACACACACUGGUGAAAAACCUUUUAUCUGUUCAAUCUGCAGUAAAGGUUUUGUAGAAAGUUGCAAAUUGAAAGUACACAUGAGAACACACACUGGUGAAAAAACUUGUAUCUGUUCAAUUUGCAGUAAAGGAUUUGUAGAAAGUUGCAAAUUGAAAGUGCACAUGACAACACACACUGGUGAAAAACCUUUUUCUUGUUCAAUCUGUGGUAAAGGUUUUGUUCUAAGUACAUAUUUGAAAGUGCACAUGAGAACACACACGGGUGAAAAACCUUUUAUCUGUUCAAUCUGUGGUAAAGGUUUCGUACAAAGUCACAAUUUGAAAGUACACAUGAGAAUACACACUGGUGAAAAACCUUUUUCCUGUUCAAUCUGUGGUAAAGGUUUUGCGCAAAGGUCUGGUUUGAAAAUACAUAGAACAACACACACAGGAGAAAAAUCAUUUAUUUGUUCAAUCUGUAGUAAAGGUUUUGUUUUAAGUAACUAUUUGAAAGUGCACAUGAGAACACACACUGGUGAAAAACCUUUUUCCUGUUCAAUCUGUGGUAAAGGUUUUGUAGAAAGUUGCAAAUUGAAAGUACACAUGAGAACACACACUGGUGAAAAACCUUUUAUCUGUUCAAUCUGCAGUAAAGGUUUUGUAGAAAGUUGCAAAUUGAAAGUACACAUGAGAACACACACUGGUGAAAAAACGUUUAUCUGUUCAAUCUGCAGUAAAAUAUUUGUAGAAAGUUGCAAAUUGAAAGUACACAUGAGAACACACACUGGUGAAAAACAUUUUAUCUGUUCAAUCUGCAGUAAAGGUUUUGUAGAAAGUUGGAAAUUGAAAGUACACUUGAGAACACACACUGGUGAAAAACCUUUUUCUUGUUUAAUCUGUGGUAAAGGUUUUGUUCUAAGUAAAUAUUUGAAAGUGCACAUGAGAAGACACACUGGUGAAAAACCUUUCUCCUGUUCAAUCUGCAGUAAAGGGUUUGUAGAAUGUUGCAAAUUGAAAGUACACAUGAGAACACACACUGGUAAAACACCUUUCACAUGUUAAAUCUGCAACAGAAGCUUUUGUGUCCGAUCAAACUUUUUAGCACACAUGAGAACACACCCAGGAGAGAAAGUGUUGAGUUGCAGUGUGUGUGGUGAAAGAUUCUCUAAUAAGUACCAGUGUAAGAAACACAAGUGUGCUGGUGAGAACAGCAGUAGCAAAUGAAACUGCAGGAUUUGAAAUAAACUAUCAAGACUUUAAUUUUGACUUUCUAACAACAUCAGCACAUAUAACAUGUGUAACAUUGUUGUUUGUGUAACAAUCGUGUUAAUAUGCUUCUACAUUUAUAGAUUAGAUAUUUUAUAUUAGUGCUUUUUUCAGUCAAGUACAUGCAUUAAUAUGCAACAUUGUGUACUUUUAUUAAACAUUGAACAGAACAAUUUGACUGAAAAGGUGAGAGUAAACACUACAAGACAUUUUACAUACAAUAAACAUUGUAUGUAAAUAUAUUCAUAAUACAAUUUUAGACUUAUUCACAAUAGUGUUUUCUAUAGGUGUUUGAGAUAUUGAAGUAUUACAUAUUAUUUCUAAUUGUUAAUGAUCCCAUAGAUUAGCACCUUUAUAUGAUAUACAUAUGUACUGGUUCACAUCUGAAACAUUUUCUUGACCACUUCAGGAAGAAUAUUAUUAUUUACUUUAUACAUCAUUUGAACAGUUGUCUUUUAUACAAUUUUAAAAUGUGUAACUUUAUGAAUCAUUUGU
Nerophis lumbriciformis (worm pipefish) is the source of this 2625-nucleotide messenger RNA. The record is from RefSeq and is a predicted model, not a curated record. NCBI's taxonomy places the organism in Eukaryota, Metazoa, Chordata, Actinopteri, Syngnathiformes, Syngnathidae.